Molecule: messenger RNA, 3099 nt
Organism: Spirodela intermedia
Lineage: Eukaryota; Viridiplantae; Streptophyta; Magnoliopsida; Alismatales; Araceae
Source: the annotation of a GenBank genome assembly
AUGAGAGAUUGGGCACUAGGAGAUCAAGUGGAGGUUGCCAAAGGUAGAGCCACAGAAAAUUUCAUUCUAGCAUGGCAACAAAUCCGUUCCCCGAUCAUUCUACCCUUAUUGCAAGGGGCAGUCUAUUUGUGUGCCAUCAUGUCGAUCAUGUUGUUUGUGGAACGGGUGUAUAUGGCCAUUGUGAUCCUAUGUGUGAAGGUGUUGAAGAAGAAGCGAUACACCAAAUAUAGGCUGGAGGAUACAAGGGAUGAUCUUGAAGGCAACAACAAUCACCCUACAAUCUUGGUUCAGAUACCCAUGUAUAAUGAGAAAGAGGUAUGAUGAUUUCUCUCUCAUGUUCUUCAAAUUGGGGUUUUAGUUUAUCUUUUUCACGAAUUACAAGAGAUCUUUAGCCAAGCAUUGGGUAAUAUAGGAAUAAUAUGAUGCUCAAUGACUUCCUAUAUUGUCAUCAAGAGACUUGAAUGGGACAAUGCAUGCAAAGACGACUUCCACAAGAAUUUGAAUUGCAUGCAGAUUAAAAUCUACAAACAUCAUGAAUCGAAUUAAACUUCAAACUUUCAUAACUAAUUUUCAAGUUGUUAAGAUAUGAAUCAAAACAUUGAAACCAGCUCAAAAUAGAAUGUUUGGCAUGCCAUUCAUGAUAUUCGGUGCUUUAAUGUCAAUCCCCCCCCCCCCAAUAUUUGACCUAAAAUAGAAGUCAUUUUUACCACUCAGAUGCUAAAACAACGAUUUGAAAGAAAAAUAUUCAUCAAAAAACGUCAAAUGGCUAAAGCAGGCAAUGUCUGAAAAGAAUUAUACAAAGACCAAGAGAAGAAAGCUCUAGUAUGUGCUUACCAUCAUUGCCAUGUAUGAGCAUGAACAGUUGCUCAUUUGGUAGCAGCAACCAACAUAAAUGAUUGAUCAUCGAGAAAUAGAGUGACAGUCUCCUCUAUCUGUCCAGGUUUACAGGCUAUCGAUUGGAGCCGCCUGUGGUCUCUCCUGGCCGCCGGAUAAAAUUGUUAUCCAAGUUCUUGAUGAUUCAACUGAUCCAGUCCUCAGAGUAAAGAGAAAAAAAAAUCUUAUCUGCUUCCACUUUUGUGCGAACCCUAAUUUCAAAGAACUAAGAUGGAAUAUGUCAUGUCUCCCCAUUUUCUUGUCAGGAGCUUGUCGAAUUGGAAUGCCAGAAAUGGGUCAGUAAGGGGGUCAAUGUCAGGUAUGAAACCAGGAGCAAUCGAAAUGGAUACAAGGCUGGAGCCCUCCGUGACGGCCUGAAGAAGCAUUAUGCCAAGGAUUGUGACUUCGUUGCCAUAUUUGACGCCGAUUUUCAGCCCGAAGCAGAUUUUCUCUGGAGAACAAUCCCGUUCCUCCUCAGCAAUCGAGAACUUGCCCUCGUCCAGGCCAGAUGGAGAUUUGGUGAGCGGGAGAGGGGUUACUGAUGAGGGAAGGGAGGGGGGAUACUGAUGAUGGAACUUCAUUGCCAAAGGGAGAGUAGCUGUUCAAAUCUGAAGGGGCCAUUGGUGAUUUGGUUUGGUCUUUUUCUUCAUUGUGCAGUUAAUUCAGAUGAGUGCCUGAUGACGCGCUUGCAGGAGAUGUCCCUAGAUUAUCACUUCAGUGUGGAGCAAGAAGUGGGAUCCUCUGCAUACUCUUUCUUUGGAUUCAAUGGUAGCUCUCCCACAAGGAGUAAAACUCCACGUUACUGCCGUCUUUUCCCCACCCUCUCAGCCUAAAGAGAUCCCGCUGCAAUCAAGGAUGAAGAACAUGAGUUGGGAACACAUUGGACUGACAUGAACUACGGAUCGUUUGCAGGCACUGCCGGAGUUUGGCGGAUACAGGCGCUAACCGAUGCUGGCGGGUGGAAAGACCGAACAACAGUUGAAGACAUGGACCUGGCGGUCAGAGCUAGCCUCAAAGGAUGGAAGUUCCUCUUUGUGGGGGAUUUAUCGGUAACUUCUUUCUUUCGAACGCCGGUGACGGUACCUCUCUACACAUUCCUGCAAUCUCAUAUAAACGAAGAAAAUUUCUGAAGAAUUUUCCCCCAUCAGGUUAAGAACGAGCUGCCGAGCACAUACAAGGCAUACAGAUACCAGCAGCACAGGUGGUCUUGCGGCCCUGCAAACUUGUUCCGGAAGAUGCUGAAAGAAAUAAUCUACUGCGAGGUGAUUUAUUUCUUACUCUAAUAGCUCAAACCGCAUUGAGAGCGGAAUUGAUGAAGAAAAUAUACGAAGUUACCGUUUCCGGGGUUUCUGGCGUUCUAUCCAGUUCCAGGUAAAAUCUAACAGAGAAUCUCCGCCAUUGCAGAGGGUGUCGGCGUGGAAGAAAAUCCACGUGAUCUACGCGUUCUUCUUCGUCAGGAAGAUAGUGGCUCACCUGGUGACCUUCUUCUUCUACUGCGUGGUGAUCCCGGCGUGCGUGCUGGUGCCGGACGUCCGCCUCCCCAAGUUCGUCGCCGUCUACAUCCCCUCCACCAUCACCAUCCUCAACGCCAUCUGCACACCGAGGUCGUUCCACCUCCUCAUCUUCUGGAUCCUCUUCGAGAACGUGAUGUCGCUGCACCGGAGCAAGGCCGCCAUCAUCGGCCUCCUCGAGGCCGAGCGAGCCAACGAGUGGGUCGUCACAGAGAAACUCGGCAACGCCCUCAGGCAGAAGCCCGCCUCCAAGCCCCUCAAGAAGCCCCGCUCUCGCCUUGGUGACAGGUAAGUAACCACACCUCCUCUCUACUUGGACCUACAUCACCCAGUAUCAAAUAGGCCCAGCCCAAAUAUUUUGUACCAGAAUCCGGCCCAAUCCUCUCUCUCUCUCUCUCUCUCUCUCUCUCUCUCUCUCUCUCUCUCUCUCUCUCUCUCUCUCUCUCUCUCUCUCUCUCUAUCUAUCUAUCUAUCUAUCUUCAAGUUGAUAAUUAUAAUUGUGUUUUUUUGAUAAAUAUGAUUACAUAAAAAGUCAACGCUAAUUUACGUCAGCAGGAUCCAUGUCUUAGAGCUGCUCAUGGGGCUGUUCCUCUUCUACUGCGCCGUCUACGACAUCGUCUUCGGCAGGGACCACUUCUACAUCUACUUGCUCCUCCAGUCCGGGGCCUUCUUCGUCAUGGGGUUCGGCUACAUGGGCACCUUCGUCCCCAACUGA